CCAUGGUAACAAGGAAACACACGUCCCCGCAGCAACCAGACAAAAGCGUCUCUGAAGUUGCCUCGCAACCGCUACACAACAUCUUAGGGCGUAACGUUUCUGAGAGCCAAGCCAGUGUGGAUUAAAACAGGUAGCAUUGCCCUUCAUUUCCCCGGUUGGAUUUACCUCGCCGUUGGACAGAACGGAAGCCGUGGCCAUGUCGAGGCGCGGGGAGGGAUCACAAACACGAGCCUUCCCGCCGAAGGCCCCCAGGAAGAAGAACUUCUCCGCGUCUCUUCAUCGCCGUUUCCUCUAUUCGUCUGACCAGGUGGCGGAGCCCCCCCCGCCGGCGGGGGCUUUUCAUGAGCGCCCUUCCAAACCAACCAACUUUCGCAAGUUGUACGAGAGCAGGGACAUCCCGAUCCAAAUGGAGUAUCACCCCAGAGGCAACACUAUCCGAUGGAAGGUGGAGUUUGAGAAGCUGGACUACCACCACUAUCUCCCUCUGUUUUUCGAGGGCUUAAGCGAGACUGUGGCUCCCUACAACUUCUACGCCUGCAAGGGAAUCCAUGACAUGCUGGACAACGGAGGCCCCAAGAUCCUGCCCGUCGUCCCACAGCUCAUCAUCCCCAUCAGGAACGCCUUGAACACGAGGAACCACGAUGUGAUGUGCACCACCAUGAAAGUCCUGCAGCAUCUGGUGAAGUCGGGGGACCAAGUGGGAGAGGCUCUGGUGCCCUACUUCAGACAAAUCCUCCGCGUUUUCAGCAUGUUCAAGAACAAGAACAGUAAGUUCCAACUCGACUGUGUGUUGUCGGCGCGUCGAGGCUCGCAGCCGUCGAGUGCGUUAUGAAUCAUUUUUUGGUGCCAGCACGGCUACUCCGU
Messenger RNA from Gasterosteus aculeatus aculeatus (three-spined stickleback), 864 nucleotides. NCBI's taxonomy places the organism in Eukaryota, Metazoa, Chordata, Actinopteri, Perciformes, Gasterosteidae. The record is from RefSeq and is a predicted model, not a curated record.